GAUUACCAGGAAUUUAGGAGGAUUAACAUGCAUUUUGUGGAGGGUUGUUGGAUUGACCUCCGGACUAAUCUAAUGAUGUUUGUUUGUGCAUGUGUGCGUCUCAGGUGAAGCAUAUCUUUGAGGACCCUCCCUGCAAGUGUCCCAAUAAGUUCUGUGUGGAGAGACAGGCUCAGGGCCGCUAUCGCGUCGGAGAGAAGAUUCUCUUCAUCCGGAUGCUACACAACAAGCAUGUGAUGGUGCGUGUGGGAGGAGGCUGGGAGACCUUUGAGAGCUACCUGUUGAAACACGACCCAUGUCGGAUGCUCCAGAUCUCCAGAGUGGAGGGGAAGACCUUUCCCAUGUCCCCCAAGUCACCCAACACCAAGGACCUCACCCCAGACAGCUACUUGGUGGUGGCCGCACACUACCGCAGCAAGAAGUAAAGAUGGCCGCCUACUAACACAACAAGAAGUAAAGAUGGCCGCCUACUACCGCAGCAAGAAGUAAAGAUGGCCGCCUACUACCACAACAAGAAGUAAAGAUGGCCGCCAACUACCACAACAAGAAGUAAAGAUGGCCGCACACUACCGCAGCACGAAGUAAAGAUGGCCGCCUACUACCACAACAAGAAGUAAAGAUGGCCGCCUACUACCGCAGCAAGAAGUAAAGAUGGCCGCCUACUACCGCAGCAAGAAGUAAAGAUGGCCGCCUACUACCACAACAAGAAGUAAAGAUGGCCGCACACUACCACAGCACGAAGUAAAGAAGGCCGCCUACUACCACAACAAGAAGUAAAGAUGGCCGCCUACUACCGCAGCAAGAAGUAAAGAUGGUCGCCUACUACCACAACAAGAAGUAAAGAUGGCUACCUACUACCGCAGCAAGAAGUCAACUGGCGCUUCAACCAAGGGGAUCAGUUUGAGCAAGGCGAGGAUGGUGAUGGCCUACUACCACAACAAGAAGUAAAGAUGGCCGCCUACUACCGCAACAAGAAGUAAAGAUGGCCGCCUACUACCACAACAAGAAGUAAAGAUGGCCACCUACUACCACAACAAGAAGUAAAGAUGGCCGCCUACUACCACAACAAGAAGUAAAGAUGGCCGCCUACUACCGCAACAAGAAGUAAAGACAUUCAUGAGGACCUGAGGAAAUGACCUCUUGCCUUUCCCAACUAGCAAAACUGAUUGAAAUGACAGUGACACAGGGCAAAGCCAGUUGACACUGUCAUUCCAACCAGAUUCCAACCAGUUGCUUGUACAGUAUGUCUUCUAGUUGAUGUAAGCCACAGCCGGCCCACCUGAGCUACAGAAUAGACAGUGGCCAGCAGGUAUAUAUCUCCUGUCCUAGCGGUCACGGCAAACUAGCGUCACGGUGACGGUUUGAUUUGGAUUUCUAGCCUUUGAGAAUAAUCUAUGCAAUCAUUUUGACAAUCAUUUUUAGUCGGGGAUUGAGGCUGGUAUAUUUGGUUCUAAAAGCAUGUUUUCUAAUGUUACCUUGUGUGUAUUUUGUUUGACUUUUGUCAUUCAUUCAUUUAAUAGUGUGAAAGUAUAGUAUGACUUCUGUAAUAAUUGAUAUAUUCUGAAUAGUGAUUGGAUACUGGUAAAUCUGAAUCUGGACAUGUUCCACCAAUCAUGUUCCUCCUACGGUUCCACCAAUCAUGUUCUUCCUACGGUUCCACUAAUCAUGUUCCUCCUACGGUUCCACCAAUCAUGUUCCUCCUACGGUUCCACCAAUCAUGGCGUUUUUCCUUUCCUUGUUUUCUAAAUAUGCAGCUACACCACACAAGGGAAGAUAAUCAUGGCUAAAACAAUAUAUUUUUAAAUGUAUUCAUGUAAUCACACAAUCAGUCACAGUACAGGCUUACUGGUUACCAUGCCCAGGGACUUGUCUCUGGCUUGAGCUUUUGGCUUUAAAGACCAAAGGGUUCCACCAUUCAAUCUAAUGGAAGUCAACAUUUAAAAUAUGUUUGAAAUAGUGCUACUUUAUUAUGUUAAAAGUCCUGACUAAUAUGAACAGCUGUAGGAUGUGUUUAUUAUGGUGCUGAUUAUGGAUUUCUCUGUAAUGUCUGUUAAGAGUGAUUCUCUUUUUUUUCACGAGCUAGUUCUGCUCUCCUGUUUUGAAGUUAAAAGCUUUUGAUCAUUUGUUAAGGAACGCUAUUAACAUCAUUAUUGUGAGAAGAUUAUUUCCGAGGAUUAAAGAGACAAUCAAAUGUAGAA
Salvelinus fontinalis (brook trout) is the source of this 2195-nucleotide messenger RNA. Its product is annotated as growth arrest-specific protein 2-like. The transcript has 2 exons. Lineage: Eukaryota; Metazoa; Chordata; Actinopteri; Salmoniformes; Salmonidae. Gene Ontology annotation, molecular function: microtubule binding; cytoskeletal adaptor activity; actin filament binding. Gene Ontology annotation, biological process: actin crosslink formation. Gene Ontology annotation, cellular component: actin filament. The record is from RefSeq and is a predicted model, not a curated record. Bases 90 to 422 code for a protein of 110 amino acids.